This is a messenger RNA of Theobroma cacao (cacao), 1454 nucleotides long. Its product is annotated as receptor-like protein 9DC3. The record is from RefSeq and is a predicted model, not a curated record. Lineage: Eukaryota; Viridiplantae; Streptophyta; Magnoliopsida; Malvales; Malvaceae. Gene Ontology annotation, molecular function: protein binding.
UCCAUUUUGCUUCUUUCAUCCUUUCUGAGCAAAAAAAAAUGAAAGGGUUAAUACAGUGGUAUUUGGUCCUUUCCUUCCUACUCUUGUCCUUGAACUUUAAAGUUGAUUGCUCAUUAUCUAGCUUCUCUUCCAAUUCUUCCCUGGAAGUUUUCUUUAUCUCAAAAAACAACUUGGUUGGAGAAAUUCCUUCUUCCAUAUGUAAUUUGAUGUCAAUUUCAAUCCUUGACUUGUCCAAUAACAAGUUGAGUGGAACUAUUCCAGGUUGUCUGGCCUCGAGAGGAAACAAAUUACAGAUACUUAACCUCAACAACAAUGAUUUUGAUGGGCCAUUUCCUAAAUCCUUGCAGAACUGUCAUGACUUGCAAGUGUUGAAUCUUGGAAACAACAAGAUAAAUGAUACCUUUCCCCACUGGUUGGGAACUCUUCCUCCGCUACAAGUUCUUGUCUUGCGCUCCAACUAUUUCCAUGGUCAAAUCAGCCCUUCAGAGCAUGAAUCGCACUUCUCAGCUCUGCGAAUCUUAGACGUCUCCCACAAUGAGUUCUCUGGUUUUCUACCAACAACAUAUUUUAAAAGUUUCGAGGGUAUGAUGAAUUUGUCCAAUGUUCAAACGAAAUCUAUGGAAGAUUUUAAUUUUUAUUACCAUUUUUCCGUGCGUGUCACAGUGAAAGGUUUGGACAUUGAACUUGAGAGAAUUCUAACUCUUUUUACAACCAUUGAUAUGUCAAGCAAUAAAUUCCAAGGAAAAAUUCCAGAAAUAGUUGGAGACCUCGUUUCUCUCCAAGUGCUCAAUUUUUCCCAUAACAGCCUAACAGGUCAUAUUCCUUCCUCACUGGGAAAUCUAACAGCACUUGAGUCACUGGAUCUUUCUACCAACAAGCUUGUUGGGCAGAUUCCUAUGCAGUUGAUUGGUUUGAUAUUUCUUGAAGUGUUAAACCUGUCACAGAACCAGCUUGUUGGACUCAUACCUCAGGGAAAUCAAUUUAAUACCUUUCUGAAUGAUUCCUAUCGUGGCAACUUGGGAUUGUGCGGAUUUCCAGUGUCAAAGAGCUGUGGCAAGGAUGAGGAACAAGAACCACCGGAAUCUGCUUUCCAUGAGGAAGGAAUUUAUUCUUGUCCAUUGGAUUGGAAAUUUGUAAUGAUGGGUUAUGGAUGUGGACUGGUGCUUGGAUUAUCUACAGGGUAUAUCAUGCUGACAAUUGGAAAACCAGAAUGGCUAGUUAGGAUGGUUCAAAGACUAGGCUACAAAAUUCUGAGGAGAUUGAAGAGUUAUAAUUGAGGAAGAAGAAACUCUGCGAAGACAGAUGCUGCUCUUCGUUGGUUUGUUGAAUACAUUUGCGUAUUAUAACUGUCUUUUGUUCUCCUGUAUGCCUUAUAAUGCCCUAUAAAAUCCAAUCUCUUGUUGCCCUGGAUAACACAUUGAUUUUAUCAAAUUGAUAUUCAGUAUUUUGGUGAA